Messenger RNA from Papaver somniferum (opium poppy), 1342 nucleotides. Its product is annotated as protein DMR6-LIKE OXYGENASE 2-like. Lineage: Eukaryota; Viridiplantae; Streptophyta; Magnoliopsida; Ranunculales; Papaveraceae. Bases 89 to 1231 code for a protein of 380 amino acids. The transcript has 3 exons. The record is from RefSeq and is a predicted model, not a curated record.
AACAACAACAAUAUCUCUUCCUCCCUUUCUCUCAAGCUUUUUUUCAAUUCUCAUCAAAUCAUUUUCUUCCCACGUUUCUAAUUUCAAAAUGGGGUGUAAAGUUAUGGAAACAAAACCAGAGCUUGAUAUUUCAUCAAAAAGUUUGAAGAAGUAUAACAAAGGAGUCAGACAUUUAUCUGAAAAUGGAAUUUCUAAAGUUCCUAAGAAGUACAUAUUUCCUGCUUCUCAGAGAAACAAUGAAAAGAAAGAUCAACUAGUGCCCAGUUUAUCUGGUUUGAAUGUUAAACUUCCUAUCAUUGAUUUUGCUGAAUUACAAGGUCCUAAUCGACUCGCAGUUCUUGAUUCUCUUACCAAAGCUUGUGAGAAUUACGGUUUUUUUCAGGUUAUAAACCAUGGCAUUUCUACUGAUACAAUUAGAGAUAUGAUCGACGUAAGUCGAAGAUUUUUCCAGCAAUCUAUGGAAGAGAGAUCAAAGUUUAUGACAACUGAUGUUCGAGCACCGGUUCGUUACGGAACUAGUUUCAAUCAAAGUCAAGAUACUGUGUUCUGUUGGAGAGAUUUCUUGAAACUUAAUUUCCAUUCCAUGGAUGAAUCUCUUCCUCAUUGGCCUACUUCUCCUGCAGAUUUCAGGGAUUCCAUCUUUGAGUAUGCCAAAGAAAACAGGUUCUUGUUUCUCAAGAUCAUGGAAGCCAUUACAGAGAGCCUAGGAAUAGUUUCCAAGACAACGGGAAACGACAACAAUGAUGCAUUAAAGGAUUUCGUAUCAAAAGAAUUCGAAGAUGGAAGCCAUAUGAUGGUUGUCAACUGUUACCCAUCUUGUCCACAACCGGAGCUAACACUCGGUAUGCCACCACAUUCCGAUUACGGGUUUCUUACUCUUCUCCUUCAAGACGAAGUCGAAGGACUUCAAAUACAACACGAAGGACAAUGGCUAACCGUCGAACCAAUCCCAAAUUCUUUCGUCGUCAAUGUUGGUGAUCAUCUUGAAAUAUUCAGCAAUGGAAGGUACAAGAGUGUAUUACAUAGAGUAUUAGUGAAUGCUAUCAAGUCGAGAACAUCAGUAGCUUCACUGCAUAGUAUGCCGAUCAUGAAUAUGGUGAGACCAUCACCAACACUCAUCAAUGAAGACAAUCCAAGGCGUUAUUUGGACACAAAUUUUGCUACUUUUCUUGAUUUUAUUACUACUUGCGAGCUUAAAGAGAAAAAUUUUCUUGAUUCAAGAAAAUGUUGACCUUUUUGAUAUGUAUAGGAAUCAAUAGAAGUCAAAGUAUACAGUUGUAAGAGUUCUUUUGCACCUUGAAAUAGCCAAGGAAAGUCAAAACAAAAAUUUAUAAAUAUAGCA